Exserohilum turcica Et28A is the source of this 2817-nucleotide messenger RNA. RefSeq lists its product as uncharacterized. The coding region runs from base 1 to 2817 and encodes 938 amino acids. The transcript is spliced from 3 exons. The record is from RefSeq and is a predicted model, not a curated record. Lineage: Eukaryota; Fungi; Ascomycota; Dothideomycetes; Pleosporales; Pleosporaceae.
AUGCCUCGUGCCCCCUCUCGACGCUCGGCCAAGUCGCGCGCUGCGUCGUCGUCGUCGCGCGCGACCCGCAGCACGGCGCCGUCGAGCGUCUCGCUCACUCCUCCCCAACGACGCUAUCACGUCAAGGGCGACACUAACGUGGCAAUCAGACUCCGGAAGGGAAUCACUGUCAACAACCACACGGGCGCCUUUGACGACGACGACGACUUCACUGACGAGGACUCGGCCGGCAUCCAGGUCGUCUCGGCCAGUGAGGAAGAGUACAGCACGGGCGAAGAGACCGAGGAAGACGACGAGGAAGAGGAAGAGGAAGACGACGACGACGACGAAGACGAAGACGACGACGACGAAGAAGAAGAGGAAGAGGAAGAGGAAGAAGGCUCCUGGGACUAUAUCGAGGACGAAAUCAACCCUUCAGACUCUGCGUCCCGUCCACGCGCAGUAAAGCACCACUCUGCUCCACACCAUCGUGCCGUCUCCCGUCGUGCCGUUGCUCACCACGCCAUACACCCGCCUGCUAUUGCGGCGCCGCUGCCACCACCGCCACCACCACCGUCAGCGCCACGAAGUCACCGGCCAAAACAUUCUCGCAUAGAGCGAGCGUCUUCGCGCCACGCUGCUCCGGUUCCGGAUCCUCCCUCCCGCCCCGAGAGUCACAGCCGCAGCCGCAGCCGAAGCAAACUGGAGCGCCCACGCAGGCCGCGACGGCAAAGGCCUCAAUCCGUCCACCAGGAGCCUCUCGAAGUCGAGGACGACGAUGACUACCCGUAUGACGCCCCCCCUCGACCAGGCCCACCCCACGGCCACCCAAGCGCUGGCUGGGGCCACAUACCCCAGCAUCCCACCAACGGCUUUGCGCCUAGCAUGAUCUCCGACCCGCGGUAUCAAUACGGAUUCUCAGGCGGCUCGCAAUCCCCUGCAGGCCAACUGGUUCCUUUUGCGCAUGACUCCCAUGCUGCCUAUGCACAAAACCCUUUUGCACCCAAUGGACAGAACCCCUUCACCCAAGGUCCCCCCUCUGCAGCGGAUCCACGGGGCGGCUACUUCCCCGAGUAUCAGGAUCCUCGUCCCCAAGAACAUCGCCCGGGACGCAAAGGCCAUCGCAACUCCAUGCCAGCAGCACCACCGCCAGGAGAAAUGAUGAACUUCUCGCCAUUGGGCUACUAUCCACCCUACGGUUCUCAACAGUAUGGCAUGCCGCCGCAGAUGUAUUCGCCCUACGGACACCCUCCACAUCCAUCCCCGCCCCCACAGUAUCCCCCCUCAAAACGGCAGACACCAAAUCCUCAACAUGAAGAGGAGCGUCACGCCUCUCCACCUGUCCAUACACCUGCUCAUACGCCUGCUCCUCCCCCACCACCGGCACCGGCACCACCACCACCGCCGCCACCAGUGGUAGCAACGCCACCACCACCACCACCGCCACCACCACCGCCAGCCCCGGAGACUCCAGCCAUGCACAUGCAGCUGCAAACUUUGCAGCAGCCAAUACAUCCGGCCCUGGCACAGAUGCCGCAAUUUCAACACCUACAACAACUGGAGCAGAUGCAGCAACUCGUUCAGCUGCAGCAGCAGUUGAUGCCUCUACCCCCGCCUCCGCCUCCGCCUCCAGCCCCAGCGGAGCCAGAUCUGAAAGAGGAGAGCAUGCUCUCAAAGCUCGAGAAGCUAUUGCUUCAUAAAGCUGAAGAGGAGGAGAAGGCGGAGCAGCAGGCUAGGAGAGAUGCCGAACUCGCCAAGUUUACCCGUCUCGAGAACUUGCUCAUUGCACAGCAGGAAGCGAAGAUUGAGAAAGAAAGACUGAAAAAGGAAGCUGCUGAAAAAGCUGCCAUAGCCGCCGAAGAGGCCAAGAAGAAAGGCGACGAGGACAAACUCGCCAAACUUGAACAGCUCAUUCUUGCUCAGAAAGAUGAGCAGUUAAAGCGCGAGGCAGCCGCAGAUGCCGCCCGUGCGGCGGAGAAGGCCGCGGCAGAUGCAGAGGCUGCUAGGAUUGCAGAAGAGAAGCAGGCUGCAGCCGAGUCCGCAAAGAAAAUGCUCGAGGCGGCUCAGAAGGCGCGAGAGGAGGCAGAGGCAAAGGCGGCCGCUGAAGCCGAAGAAACCAAGAAGGCUCACGAGGCAGCCCUUGCCGAGGCCAAGGCGGCUGCAGAGGAACUGGAAAAGGCCAAGCAAGCUGAAGCCGAAGAGAUCAAGAAGGCUCACGAAGCAGCCCUUGCCGAGGCCAAGGCUGCUGCAGAGGAACUGGAAAAGGCCAAGAAAGCUGCUGAAGAGGAGGCUGCUGCUCUCAAACCAUCGGAUGCGCCAAAGCUCCCCAUCAAAUUCAAAGAUGCCGUCGGACGCAAGUUCAGCUUUCCAUGGCAUCUGUGCAAUACAUGGAAGGGUAUGGAGGAACUCAUCAAGCAAGCAUUCCUACACGUCGACGUCAUUGGGCCCCAUGUGCACGAGGGCCAUUAUGAUCUUGUGGGACCAGACGGCGAAAUCAUCCUACCUCAAGUCUGGGAGACCAUGGUUCAACCGGACUGGGCCAUUACCAUGCACAUGUGGCCCAUGCCAGAGCCGCCGCCACCUCCGCCACCAGAACCACCCAAAGAAGAAGCUCUUCCUCCACCACCUCCGCCGCCGCCGCCGGAUGCACAGGUGUUCCUAGCCUCGGAUCUGCCCCUCAAGGGUAAAGUUCCUCCACCUCCACCGGCUGACGGCCAACCCGCGGUUAUUGUUGUGCCUAGUGGCAGUGGCCAUUCCGGAAGCUCGUCGCGGAAAAAGCCUAACCCGUCACCAUUUUUCCGAUGGGCUGCUGGAAGUGCCGGCAAGCGCAGGAAGUAA